UGUUUUCAUCAGUGUAACACAAAUGUGUCAAUGUCGAAAUGUUAUGUUUUAAAACUCUUUCCGUCUGUACGAUCGUUCGGAUGUUUGAUGCCAGUUUGAUCAGUAACAACAUAAUAAAGUAAUUUAUGCGACGUUAAGAAUGAAUUUAUGCAUUUGAGAUUUUUGAACGUGUUUUUAAUGGUAAUACUAUUUUUCCCCCGGCAUGUGCAUUGGAAAAGCCAUCGUAUCUUUACCAUGCUAUAUCCUAAAUCGGGAAGUAAAUGAAUAUCAUCAUCAGUACUAUGAUUCUCUCAGCGCUGUAGAUGCAGUGGUCAUGGUGCUCAACCUGUGCAAGCCACAUUUCCAGACCUCCAUUCAAUGCAACAAGCUGUGUGCCGACGGUUACGACGUCUCCAACCUUCUAUCCGGUGACCCGAUGGCGCGGCGGAGGGGAUUCAAACUGGAAUACUUCCUCCGGCCUCCUGUUCACGUCACGCUGAGCUUCCAAGUGGAGAUGGAGUUGUGUCGGCUGGACGUCGAGCUCUGGCCCUGGGGAAUGGAUCAGGGUCGCACCUCCCGGAGGAUUGAGAUCUUGGCCUGUUCGGAGCGAGAAGGCGGGUCGUUUCAGCUCGUGGCUCGGAGUGAUUUGCAGGAGGAGCUGCAGGUGUGUUUCCUGCAUCCGUCUUUCAAACCUCGAGGUCCGUUCGGUGAUCCUCCGCCUCCACCAGCGGCUGGAGCUAAAGCGCAGGAGCUCUGGAGCCGCGGAUCGCUCUGCGCCGUCGCUCGGCUCAGAAUCAGCAUUCCCUACAGCGGCGCUGCGUCUGCACUGGGAAUCAAGUCCCUCGCCGUUUGGGCUUCGCCUUCUCGUCGCUGUCCCGCUUCUGAACUGGAAAAGAUUCGGGACGCACACCUAAACAGCCUGAAAACAAACCAUCAGACUGUCGUACCUCCCAAACCCGAUCCCGUUGCAACUGAUAUCCCAAUUCCAGAGGAAUUCCUAGACCCGCUGACACAAGAACUCAUGGUUUUCCCGAUGAUCCUACCUAGCGGAAUGAUCAUCGAUAACAGCACUUUAGAGGAGUACCAGAAGAGGGAAGCGACAUGGGGCCGUCUGCCUAACGACCCGUUCACUGGCGUUCCUUUUACCCAAAGCUCAAAACCUCUUCCAAACCCUCUCCUCAAAAGCCGCAUUGACCGUCUGGCUCUGCAGACGGGAUGCACGGGAGUCGGGAGCAGGAAUAACCUACUAACUAAACCACAACCGUCCAGACUUGCGUCUGCGGAGGUCAAAACUGUUACGGACUCCGGUAGAAACUGUGAUCACACAGACACUUUAAGACAGUUUGGAUCUGUUUCAGGCUCGACAACAGCACCGACGCAGAGCCGUUCUGCUAAAAGGAAGUAUGACUCCAGUUUUCCCUCCACCAGCGCAGAUCCCAGUCGCUCUGCUUUGAGGAAACCUCACCAAACUCCCUCAGGCUGCGCUCCAAGCAGGUUUUUAACUCCUUGCUUAUUUUUGAGGGAAACGGAGGAGGAAAAACGGUGCAUAAGAGUCGGACUCACACGAGCGGCGGUUAGCAGACAGUUUAGAUCAGGCGCUGAACGCUGCGCUUCAUGGAUUACCAGUGUUCACUUCACCGAGCAAAACCUCUUCAUGUGUGGACACGUCCGCUGGACAGCACACAUGUGCGUUUUGCUCUUGUUCUCUGUCGGUGUAUUCUUCCGGCGUCCUGUCGUACGCUCUGCCCUGCGCUCAUCUCACGUGUGGACCGUGUUUGCGGCAGAAACGACCAUCUGAUUCUCAGAAAAUGACGAUUACAUGUCCCACAUGUGGCACAUCUGCGUCAGGUGGUGACGUCACACGAGUGCAUCACUGAACCGCACGUCUCAUCAUGAACUCAUUUGUUUGCAGAUUUUGUGUAUAAUUUUCAUUAAAAAUUGUUGAAAAAUUA
Molecule: messenger RNA, 1931 nt
Organism: Megalobrama amblycephala (Wuchang bream)
Lineage: Eukaryota; Metazoa; Chordata; Actinopteri; Cypriniformes; Xenocyprididae
Gene: ubox5
Product: U-box domain containing 5
Exons: 6
Coding region: 203-1777 (524 amino acids)
Biological process (GO): protein polyubiquitination
Cellular component (GO): nucleus
Molecular function (GO): ubiquitin-ubiquitin ligase activity; ubiquitin protein ligase binding
Source: RefSeq, a predicted model, not a curated record